Messenger RNA from Perkinsus marinus ATCC 50983, 606 nucleotides. Its product is annotated as amino acid transporter, putative. Gene Ontology annotation, biological process: amino acid transmembrane transport. Gene Ontology annotation, molecular function: amino acid transmembrane transporter activity. Bases 1 to 606 code for a protein of 201 amino acids. The record is from RefSeq and is a predicted model, not a curated record. The transcript has 6 exons. NCBI's taxonomy places the organism in Eukaryota, Perkinsozoa, Perkinsida, Perkinsidae.
AUGUCCUUGGCAACCUUCGCCUUUGCAUGUCAAUCGAACGUUCCUGCGAUAUAUGCGGAACUGAAAGAGUCCGAGACUCGAAGGCUUUGCCGGGCUACCAGAAUGCGGUCAGUGUCCUUCUGGGCGGUUCUCAUCUGCUUUGUUGUAUACUAUGGGGUGGGCUUUGCUGGCGUCUACACUUGGGGGUUCGACACCAAAGAUAACAUACUGUACAAUUACAAUUCGCUAUUCAAAGAUAGCAUCGAUGUGACCAUAGCUUUCAUUGCGAUGGCUAUUUCAAUUGCGACAGCGUAUCCCCUCUGCAUUUUCCCUGCGAGAUUUGGACUGGAAUCUGCUUUGCUGGUUUUGUACCCGUCUCGAUUUGACUCAGACGAUAGCGGGCGGGCGAGCCCGGCUGUUGUGACGCUGCUAACUGCAAUAACGGUCCUUCUGUCGCUUGGAUGUGCCGUAUUGGCACCAUCAAUAGCACAGGUAUUUGAGCUCGUAGGGAGCACCAGCGGUAAUCAAAUGACCCUGAAGACGUUCGAGGCCUGGAGUGUCAUGCUCAUCGGCGUCGUCUUUGUUUUCAUCGGCACGGCUGUUGCAAUCAAGGACAUGAGCGAAUGA